Sciurus carolinensis (gray squirrel) is the source of this 1597-nucleotide messenger RNA. RefSeq names its product galectin 9 (gene Lgals9). The record is from RefSeq and is a predicted model, not a curated record. The transcript is spliced from 11 exons. The coding region runs from base 63 to 1121 and encodes 352 amino acids. Gene Ontology annotation, biological process: negative regulation of type II interferon production; positive regulation of gene expression; negative regulation of CD4-positive, alpha-beta T cell proliferation. NCBI's taxonomy places the organism in Eukaryota, Metazoa, Chordata, Mammalia, Rodentia, Sciuridae. Gene Ontology annotation, molecular function: carbohydrate binding; galactoside binding. Gene Ontology annotation, cellular component: cytosol; nucleus.
CCUGUGCAGAGCACUGCCCGGCGGCUGUGAAAGGCAGUGGUGGCCACGGAGGUGGUGGAGAAAUGGCUUUCUGCGGAGCCCAGCCUCCCUACCUGAGCCCGAUCGUCCCCUUUUCUGGGAUAAUCCAAGGAGGUCUCCAGGAGGGACUCCAGAUCACUGUCCAGGGGACCGUUCUUCACUCCUUUGAAAACAGGUUUGCUGUGAACCUGCAGACUGGCUUCAGUGACAAAGACAUCGCUCUCCACUUCAACCCUCGGUUUGAAGAGGGAGGGUAUGUGGUCUGCAACACGAAGCAGAGAGGAUGCUGGGGGCCUGAGGAGAGGAAGAUGCAGAUGCCCUUCCAGAAGGGGAAGCCCUUUGAGCUCUGCUUCCUGGUGCAGAGCUCAGAGUUCAAGGUGAUGGUGAACAAGAACUUCUUUGUGCAGUACGCACACCGUGUCCCCUUCCAUCGCGUGGACACCAUCUCCAUCACUGGGCCUUUGCAGCUGUCCUACAUCAACUUCCAGAGGUCUCCCGUCCAGCCGGCCUCAUCCUCGAUGCAAUUCUCCCAGCCUGUUCGUUUCCCACCAAAACACAGGGUGCGCAAACCAAAACCUCCAGGCAUUUGGCCUCCAAACUCGGCUCCCAUGACUCAAACUGUCAUCCACACAGUGCACAGCGCCCCAGGACAGAUGUUCCCUAAUCCUGGAAUCCCGCCUAUGGUGUACCCCAACCCAACCUAUCCGAUGCCUUUCUUCACCAGCAUACCGGGUGGGCUGUACCCAUCCAAGUCCAUCAUCGUGUCAGGCACUGUCCUGCCAAGUGCUAAAAGGUUCCACAUUAACCUGCGCUCUGGGAGUGACAUCGCCUUCCACCUGAACCCCCGUUUUGAUGAGAACGUUGUGGUCCGCAACACCCAGAUCAACAGCUCUUGGGGGUCUGAGGAGCGAAGCCUGCCCAGAAAAAUGCCCUUCACUCGAGGCACCAGCUUCUCGGUAUGGAUCAUGUGUGAAAGUCACUGCCUCAGGGUGGCCGUGGAUGGUCAACACCUGUUUGAAUACUUCCACCGCAUGAAGAACCUGCCGGCCAUCAAUAACCUGGAAGUGGCAGGUGACGUCCAGCUGACCCACGUGCAGACAUAGGUGGGCUCCCUGGCCUGAGGAUGAUGACUGGGACGUGGUGCUGAGUUUCCUCCUCAUCUUCACUCCCCUGUCUCAGCCCUGGUCCCCCAAAUCCUACUGUCCAAGAAGAGAGGCAUGCCAGGUGUUCAGUACAGGUGAAGCUGUGUCACUCCCCUCGGCAGAGAGGGAGGUUCCUGAGCCUUCCGAGUGCCUAGCCCAGGCCUACGCUGAAUGUGGCGUUCAACCACAUUCCUGUCCUGGGCUCAACUCCAGUCCCCAGCCAGAGCUCCGUACUCCCAGCAGUGAGGGGACCGCCUCGGCCCCACCCCUUUCUCAGAUAACCUCGUUCCCUCUCAACCUGCACCCUGCUUGGCCCCCCACCCCUCCAGGAAGCUACCCUGAUUACAUCCCACUGUCUUCCACCUAUUUUCUUAGCAGGGUCUCUCCCCUUUCCCCAAAAUAAAGAAAUUGAAAUAAAAAUGCUUGCUGGCACAUGC